Messenger RNA from Panicum virgatum (switchgrass), 3059 nucleotides. Its product is annotated as homeobox-leucine zipper protein ROC4-like. Gene Ontology annotation, molecular function: DNA-binding transcription factor activity, RNA polymerase II-specific; DNA binding; lipid binding. The record is from RefSeq and is a predicted model, not a curated record. The coding region runs from base 234 to 2609 and encodes 791 amino acids. Lineage: Eukaryota; Viridiplantae; Streptophyta; Magnoliopsida; Poales; Poaceae. The transcript is spliced from 9 exons. Gene Ontology annotation, biological process: regulation of DNA-templated transcription.
GACGACCUGGGUGAUGUGUGCGGGGAGACUCGAGGUCGAGGUGCGGAUCCGGGCUCGGUAGAACUUUUCGGGACUAGAAAAGGGUGAGGCUGCCAGGGUCCGAGGCGCUGCUGCAGCUGCUGCUCCUCUCCUCCUCGUCGCCUGCUCGCCUGGCUCCCCGCUUCUCCUCCCGAGUCCCGACGCCAAGGGGAAGGACGGAAGGGCGCGACGGCGAGGAGGUGGAGCGGGAGGGCAUGAGCUUCGGCGAUCUCCUCGGCGGCGUCGGGGACGCGGCCGCCGUGCCGUACCCCCCGUACGGCGCCUUCGCGUCCUCGCCGGCGCUCUCCCUGGCCGUGGCCGACGCCGGGCGCCGCCGCGACGGCAGCGGUGAGCGGGCGGGUUCGGUGCCCCGAGGCGGCGGCGGCGGGAACGCGAAGGACGCGCCGGAGGCGGAGGAUGACACCCGGUCGUCGCCGAUGAGCGGGCACCUCGACGUCGUCCUGGCCGGCGGCGGAGAGGACGGCGAGGGUGGCAACCCGCGCAAGCGCAAGAAGCGGUACCACCGCCACACGCCGCACCAGAUCCAGCAGCUCGAAGCGAUGUUCAAGGAAUGGCCCCAUCCGGACGAGAAGCAGCGCGCCGACCUGAGCAAGCGCCUCGGCCUGGAGCCGCGGCAGGUCAAGUUCUGGUUCCAGAACCGCCGCACGCAGAUGAAGAACCAAAUGGAGCGGCACGAGAACACGCUGCUGAAGCAGGAGAACGACAAGCUGCGCGCCGAGAACCUGUCCAUCCGGGUGGCCAUGAGGGACGCGGCGUGCAGUGGCUGCGGUGGCCCAGCGCUGCUCGGGGAAAUGUCACUGGAGGAGCACCACCUGCGCCUCGAGAACGCGAGGCUCAGGGACGAGCUCACCCGAGUCUGCGCCCUCACGGCCAAGUUCAUCGGCAAGCCCCUUUCUCCCAUGGCGCUGCCGCCCGUGCAGCAGCCGCAUCCCAUGCCAGGCUCGUCACUGGACCUUGCAGUCACUUGUGUUGGCUCCGUGCCACCAAGCACGAUGCCUGUCUCGACGAUCUCCGAGCUUGCUGGCAGCGUGUCAAGCCAAAUGGGCACGGUUAUCACGCCAGUGGUGACUACGCCACUGGCAAUGGGUAGUGGUGACAAGUCCAUGUUCGUUCAGCUUGCAAUGAGGGCCAUGGAUGAGCUUGUCAAGAUGGCUCAGAUGAAUGAGCCGCUGUGGAUUCCAAGCGUUUCCUCACCUGGUUCAUCAACCAUGGAGACGCUGAACUGGAAAGAGUACUCGAAGACAUUUUUGCCAUGCGUUGGGGUGAAGCCUAUUGGUUUUGUGUCUGAGGCCUCUAGGGAGUCUGGCAUUGUCAACAUUGACAGUGCUGCUCUUGUGGAGUUCUUCAUGGAUGAGAGAUGGUGGUCUGACAUGUUCUCGUGCAUUGUUGCCAAGGUGUCAACUAUUGAGGAAAUAUCAGCUGGGGUUGCGGGAAGCAGAGAUGGUGCAUUGCUGCUUAUGCAGGCAGAGCUACAAGUGCUUUCACCUCUUGUCCCUAGAAGGGAGGUGACAUUUCUUAGGUUCUGCAAUCAGCUUGCCGAGGGCGUGUGGGCUGUAGUGGAUGUUUCCAUUGAUGGACUGGAGAGGGAUCAGUGCCUAGUUACGAGCGUGAAUUGCCGGAGGCUGCCUUCGGGUUGUGUGGUGCGGGAGACCCCAAAUGGCUGCAAGGUCACUUGGGUUGAGCAUACAGAAUAUCAUGAGGCAUCCGUGCACCAACUUUACAAGCCUCUUCUGCGCUCUGGCCUCGCCCUUGGUGCAGGGAGGUGGCUUGCAACCCUGCAACGCCAGUGCGAGGGCUUGGCCAUCCUCGUGUCAUCAGUUGCAGUGCCAGAGCAUGACUCAUCAGCUGUCCCACUGGAAGGGAAACGAAGCUUGUUGAAGUUGGCAGAGAGGAUGAUGGAGAACUUCUGUGCAGGGGUGAGUGCAUCAUCCGCUGAAUGGAGCAAACUGGAUGUCUUAACGGGCAGCAUGCGGAAAGAUGUUCGCGUCAUGGUACGGAAGAGUGUGGAUGAACCCGGUGUGCCACCAGGUGUGGUGCUCAGUGCCGCUACAGCAGUCUGGAUGCCUGUGACACCUGAGCGGCUCUUCAACUUCCUUCGCAAUGAGGAGCUGCGUGCUGAAUGGGACAUACUCAGCAACGGUGGCCCUAUGCAGCAGAUGUUACGCAUUGCCAAGGGGCAACUGGAUGGCAACUCUGUAACUCUACUGAGAGCUGAUCCUACAAACACCCACCUGAACAGCAUCUUUAUUCUUCAAGAGACUUGCACCGACAAAUCUGGUGCGAUGGUUGUGUACGCCCCAGUGGACUUCCCGGCAAUGCAGCUUGUGAUGGGUGGAGGAGACUCCACAUAUGUGGCACUCUUGCCGUCCGGUUUCGCCAUUCUGCCUGGUGGGUCCAGUGCUGGUGGAGUUGGGCACAAGACAAGCGGAUCACUGCUCACGGUUGCAUUCCAGAUCCUUGUCAACAGCCAGCCCACUGCAAAGCUCACCCUGGAGUCAGUUGACACUGUGUACAGCCUCAUCUCCUGUACCAUCGAGAAGAUCAAGGCCUCGCUUCACUGCGAGGUCUGAACUUGGGAGCAGGAGACUUUUCCCCUGGAGGGAACAUCUGGUGACCAGCCUGAGUCAAGAACGAACCGCGAGAAACACUAGUGACCUUUGCUAGGUGGUACGGACCGACGGGGUGGUCCGCAGCACAGAGCAAUGGUGGUGGUUCGGGUAUUGACUCGGCCUCUCCCUGCCGCUGUUCUCUGUGGUGGCAGUGGAUUUUGCAUUUUGGAAAUUUCAGGACAGGUCUGGAGUCAUCUAUGUUUUUUUGUUGGCUGGCUCAUGGUUUUUGGUAUCAAGUUGGUUUUUAUUUAGAUGUCAGCACCCCCGAUUUAUGUUUCUGCUAGGUAUAGUCUGGCGAGCUCGGUCAAUGUCUGACAAAAUGCGGCAUUGUAUUGUGAGACUCAGAUCACUAUUUAUAUUAACAUGGAAUAGUAGUAAGAGAAGCACCGAAGCAACAGUUUUUAUGCUUUA